AUGUCACAAAGCGAUCAUGGCCCAGCCCUAGAGAGAGUGUUAUGGGUAGCCGUGAGCAUUGCUGCGGUGAUCGUCAUUCUAAGAGUCAUUGCCAAAAUCAAGAUCAAACGGUUUGGCAUCGACGAUGGCCUCAUGAUCCUUGCUGAGAUUUUGGAAAUCGUAUCGACAGUAUUCUUGACCUUGUCGGUUAAGCAUGGGUUCGGCAAGAAUCUCAACACCGUACCAUCAGGCGACAAGCAAGCAGUCUUGAGAAAUAUCGCAGUCCAAGUACCCAUCAUCACUUUCAGCACCACUUUUGCCCGCUGCGCAUUCAUCCUUUACCUCAUCCCUCUUAUCGAAACAAACAAGUACUACCAGGCUGCGCUAUGGACCUUUCUGGCGAUACAACUCGCCGGGAACACCACAUCUGCCGUGCUACCGAUUAGCAUAUGUCGGAACGUGACCGCUCUAUGGGACGCAGCAGCCGCAGCCGCGACGACAUGUGGCGACUCGAGAGCAGUCAUCAGAUUCGCCUACUAUUCCAAUUCAUUCAAUUCAGCCACAGAUCUAUUUUUGGCCGUCUUCCCAACGAUCGUAUUCUGGAACUUGAAUCUGAAACUGCGCAUCAAGAUCAGUUUGAUUGUUCUUCUCAGCUUGGGUAUUGUUGCAAUGAUCGCAUCCAUCAUCAAAACAACAAAACUGGGCGCCGUUCCUAGUAUCACCAAUACCGGAGCCAGAGGGGGUAUCGAACUAGUUCGCUGGGGUUACAUCGAAAACGUUAUCAUUAUCAUCACCUCCUCGAUCCCUUGCAUCCGCCCCUUAGUCAUCUCCUCCGUGCGCAAGAUCUCCAGCGGCAAGAACUCCCGUUCUUACGAACUCAGCAUGCCCUUCACUGGGCGCAAAUAUGGUGCUCCAAACGAGACAAACCAGUCGCGCCGCGCGCGGGCUCGGAAUCGGAGUACGCACACUGGUACAUCUAUAGGAGGUGCGUCUGAUUCUCUUACUUCCUGUGCCCCUGGUAUUACAAAACAGGUAGAGAUUUCGGUUAUAUCAGAUGCUGGGCAGCCUCCGAAGAGGUAUAUAGGUGACUUCUGA
Molecule: messenger RNA, 1074 nt
Organism: Penicillium coprophilum
Lineage: Eukaryota; Fungi; Ascomycota; Eurotiomycetes; Eurotiales; Aspergillaceae
Exons: 4
Coding region: 1-1074 (357 amino acids)
Source: RefSeq, a predicted model, not a curated record